AUGUAUCCUUUUGAUGUCACUUUCAAUUCCUCCCCAAAGCCGUCGUCCACCCAUGCAGAGUUCAACGAAGCGGAUGAAGCUCUAAGACGUUUUUACGAAGAGCAUACUCGCCCAAGCUCUAUACGGUUUCCCCUCUGUAUUGAAAAACCGGUUACUGUCGACGACGAGAAUGUUUGUUCUGGCAAACAUCGGAGUAUACCCGAGCUUUUACCCUCAAUGUGUUCGAAAGCUUCCGUUUCUUCCGAGCCAGUUGCCACUCGGAUUGAUUGCGACACACAGACACACCGUAAUAGCAUGCCAAAAACUCAGAUUAUCCGAUAUGCGGAUCUAGUGGAACAGUGCACAAAGAUGUCAGCUGGUAGAUCGUCAGUGAUAACCACGAACUCACUCAACCUAGCUGGCCGACAUUCAAGAGCUCAGGACACACUACACAAGACUCCGGUGACAGAGCAUGAUAUUUUCAUGCUUGAGAGCACGUCUUCUCCGGACAAAUACCUUCUACCAUGUGACCUACCUAUUCAUGUCAACGUCGGAGAUAACACUGGUAUCCAGUAUGUGAUUGAUGCUUCGGGAGAGUCAGGAUUACCCGGAGCUCCCGGACGACAUGGAGAACCAGGAGUUAGAGGAGUAGACGGUCAACAUUCAACGGAUUAUCCAGAGUCGAGAGACGGUUUACCCGGUGGCCAUGGGACACGAGGUACGGACGGUUUUCCUGGAAGUCGCGGUGGUAAUGGCGCAACCCUUUAUGUUGAUCUCCGUUGGUUAAGGCCGGACGAAAACGGUCAUUCCGAGCAACUCACAUGUAUGGGUCGGAGUAAUGCAGCACUGUUUGUCAACGGUGUACACUGUUUCACGAUCUCAAUCAAUUCAACAUCGAAGUCGGACGAUCAACAAAUAUGCCAACCGCCAAUUUUAAUAUUUGCUCCUGGGGGACCUGGAGGAGAUGGUGGUCAAGGUGGGAAUGGCGGUAUUGGAGGAGAAGGUGGUAAAGGUGUUGCAACUUAUUGUAGCAUGUUACGAACUUCGUUCAUUCAAACAAACUCCCAUCGUCCCUGCACGUAUGUACCUGGUCGCGAGCGGGAAUCGGCUUAUUCCCUCAUCACUGAAGCCGCAAUUGAUUUGUUGCAAGGCUCACGCUAUGGCGGUCAUUCCCAAAGAUAUUCUCGAAAUGAGCGGGCGGGAGUAUUCCGAGAGCCUCCGGUAUCGGAUAACAUCCUAGCUUCCUCCUUCAUUUCAUUUAUGGCGGAUAAACUAGAAGGACCAAAUGCUUUCCUAAAGCGCACAAGGCCUAAAAGUUCUAGUCGUCAGCGCUUCUUCUAUGCUGGGGAUGGAGGCCCUGGUGGUCAGGGUGGAGACGGUGGUCGUGGAGGGGACGCAGGGGAUGGUGGAGAUGGAGGCGUUGUAACAGUCACUGUGGACGAUCCUCGGCUACUCAUGUCCAUUGAGUGCAACGUCUCUGGUGGUCAUCCGGGAUCUGCAGCUGAAGGUGGUGCGGGCGGAAACGGAGGGAUUGGCGGGCGACCUGGAAAAAGUUCGCUAGAGGGAUUGGCGGGCGACCUGGAAAAAGUUGGGGAGAUUUGUCCAGCAAUGGAUCUCGGGAUAUCAGCAAUUUCGAUCGAGUUUCGCAACCCCUUCUCACCACAAGUUCGCUCCCGAUACAUGACUGUCCAGAAUUCCGUCCCCGAAUCACAUUUGGGCACGUACACAUACACGCAUCUUUCGAGCAACACCGGGGAUGUGUGCGAAAACUCUGAAUACAUUGGAUCACUAACGACGUCCGGAUUACAGUCAUCCAAAAAUGAACGAAAUUCAUUGGUGUGCCAGUUCGAUUCAGAGGAGGACGAUUUGUAUGUACCUGUUAGUCAACUCAAGUCCACAACCCAGUUAACUCUCAUUCCUGGUGCUUGGGGUAGAAAUGGCCCUGCGGGUACUGCGGGGGAGCGUGGUGCAGCAGGUUUGAGAGGAAAAAUGGGAACCAUCACUUUUCGUGUGACAAAUUCCGAAUUUGAAUCAGAAUCGAGUCAACGCAGCUCCACAAACAGCUCUGAUUCUCGUUCUGAACAAGAAUUGGAUUCUGAUCGUCAGUAUUAUCUAGGCACGGGAUAUUCUAGUGCCCCGCUGCAGCCGUCCACAUAUCCAACCUACCUGAAGCGAUUCCAAGUGAAAGUUCUAGAUUUUGAUGUGCUUGGAAUGGACGGAGAUGGAUUCCUCAAGCCAAACGAAGAUAUCAGUAUAACCGAUAUUCAGUUAAUAAAUCAGAGUUCUAUGCCACUACCCUCUGGUGCGCGUUUCUCUGAUUCUCGUUCUGAACAAGAAUUGGAUUCUGAUCGUCAGUAUUAUCUAGGCACGGGAUAUUCUAGUGCCCCGCUGCAGCCGUCCACAUAUCCAACCUACCUGAAGCGAUUCCAAGUGAAAGUUCUAGAUUUUGAUGUGCUUGGAAUGGACGGAGAUGGAUUCCUCAAGCCAAACGAAGAUAUCAGUAUAACCGAUAUUCAGUUAAUAAAUCAGAGUUCUAUGCCACUACCCUCUGGUGCGCGUUUGUCAUUCUCCUCAACCGAUACUGUGUUCAUGUUCACAGACCAGUCUGUGCAGCUGACAGCGCUUGCACCGAACGAGCAGGUCACACUGAAAGAAACGUUUUGUGGUCGCAUUCAGCUUGAAGAUUCACCGCAGAAGCCCGGGGAGUUCAACGGAUUGGCAUCCAUUGUGGCUUGUGUCAGCUUGUGUGGAAUAAAAUUUACCCAGGGAUGUCAUGAAAAGAAAAUUCCUGUUCGAUAUCCCCUGAGACUCUGCUCAGUUUCCUCACCAAAGACAACCGCCUUUCGGGAAGAAUUUCAAAUUUCCUUCAAUAUCGAAAAUUUGUCUAGAAAACCCUUCUAUGGCUCUGAUAUGUCAGAUGUUGACGAGAGUAACAGGGUAGACAUUGUUCUACGAGUAUGUCGAGAAAUGCGAGUAGUUCGGUCGAGCUCCGGGGAUUCGAACACCAUGAAAUUGAUAUCACUUUCAGAGCAAAUCUUCGGUCGAUCGUUCAACUCCCCUCCUCAAGUGGACAUUCAUGACUCUGCGAAUUUGAAUUUUGGUGUCAUUCCCGAGGCCACUUUUUUCGAUAAUGGAACAAGCAUACCUGGCAGGCUGGAGGUAACCGUCUGUUGUGAAGUUGAAAAGAAUGUAGGAGUAUUCACUAAACUUCCAUUUCAACUUGAGUUAUAUCUGGCGGGAAAAUUGAUACAAUACGAACAAGGAUGCAUUCGCUGUGUGCACCGGUCCACGAAAGCGGGAACCGCUUUUCCUACGAUGUUCCGUUUCUUGCAGUCUAAGUCGGAAACAAGCCGGCUUAAUCAAAUGGGAAAACAUACUGUUCAUCAUCCACCUGAAUCCGUCUCAUCCAACACUGCUGUCCUCAUAAUUGAUGAAGCAAUGUCGGAAAAAGAAUUUGCCGUUUGGCACAGCUUGUUGCGCUCCGUGGGAUUGGGUAAUUUCCAGAUAUGGGACUCAGAGGAAAAUCAAUCAACACCUAUCAACCUUUCACACCACUGCCGAAACCAAUUGAUAAUUUGUCCAAGGUAUACUCCGCAAAAAGUGGAAUUAAAGGACUUGGUUGAGCAACACACCACUAACACGCCUGCCACUGAAUGCAAACAACGAGAACCUUACGAUGAUUCCGCUCUACUGAUAACCAUUGGUGUUUUUGAUCGGCACAAAUAUCCCGGAUCGGCCUGUGACUCUUGCUCUCCACUAGUUUACCUACUGGGUCCGUUGAGCAAUUUGGAGAAGUGUUGGAGUGACUGUUCGGAAAUGGUCACCCAGAUUUCCAGAUCAGCUAACGCUAGAAAAUUUGAAAUUAUGGGUGAGCAGCAAAAUAUGGGCAAAUGUAGUGGAAACCCGAAGAACUGUGUCGACCAAGAGUAUAGCAGGCAUAUCCAUCCGACAAUCUUCGUUGCGCAAGCAUACGAUGAAUAUGGCCUACCAUUCAUGGAAUGUUGCAGUGGUGAUCAGUUUCGUAAACCAAAAGACUUGAACGGAAAAGGAAGCAUCGACGAAACUAGGAACGUCCAGCCUCUCGAGUUACCGGAGAUUGUUCCGUUACUUUCACCAUGGAGUCAGAUGUUUCUCGUUUUGUUGAGCUUGCUGUCUACACGGAACAGAUCGAGUUUAUUGGCGCAAAGUCCUUCUAAGCCAGUGUUUUGUCUUCCCUGGGGAGAACAGUUGUCAACUUCUUACUUAGCUGCCCUGUCACUUCAACCGUAUCUGGAAAAUGACUUCAUUUCUUGGCCUGAGGAAUGCAAACCAAAAUGCUCACGGUUUGAGAUUCUCUGUGCCGACAUUCGUGAGUCACCAGAACGAUACUUUGAGCAGUUAUCCGUAUCCUGGACUGUACUAAUGAAAUAUCAAAAGCGUUUCGCGCAGCACGGUGAUCAAGGCUUACGGAGACGGGUUGAAACCGUUUACAAACAAACGACUAAGGAGCUGAGAAAUUCACUGAGAAAGGAAGAAUACCAGCGAGCAAAAAAGGAAGCACUCCGUCGACUAAAAUAUCCUAAAUCAUUCCUGAACUUUAAGCAGCUGCUACAUCCUUGUAUUGGGUUUUUCCCCAGCAGAUUAAAUCUUUUUAACUUAUUUGAACAAUUAUCAUCGUAUCAGUUUAACGACGCUGAAAUAUGGCAGCAGUUGUGUAUUAGAGCCUUUAGUCCUACUACACACUGA
Molecule: messenger RNA, 4704 nt
Organism: Opisthorchis viverrini
Lineage: Eukaryota; Metazoa; Platyhelminthes; Trematoda; Opisthorchiida; Opisthorchiidae
Exons: 22
Coding region: 1-4704 (1567 amino acids)
Source: RefSeq, a predicted model, not a curated record